Molecule: messenger RNA, 1872 nt
Organism: Cuscuta campestris
Lineage: Eukaryota; Viridiplantae; Streptophyta; Magnoliopsida; Solanales; Convolvulaceae
Source: the annotation of a GenBank genome assembly
ACUAAUGUGCUUGUAAUUGUGUGCAACAAAAAUAAUAAAAUCCUCCUAGUUGCCCCGUGUGGACGUAGGUUGCAGUUGGCGGCCGAACCACGUUAAAUCUUGUGUCAUUUAUUUUUCUGCAGUUGAUUCGUGAUUGUGUGUUGUUUCCGCGUGCGUUUAUUCCCAACAAGUGUUGUACCGGGUAUCUCAUCUUGUCGUUGGAGAUGGCAGAAGAGGGGAAGUUCCGAAUUGAAAAGUUCGAUGGUACAGAUUUCAGUUGGUGGAGAAUGCAAAUUGAAGAUUUGCUAGUUCAGAAAGAUUUGGACGUGGUUUUGGGUGACAAGCCAGAAAAGAUGUCGGAUGCAGAUUGGGCAGGUCUAGAUCGGAAAGCUAUGUCCGUGAUCCGUCUCUCGUUGACCAAGAAUGUUGCGUUCAACAUUCUGAAGGAGAAGACAGCGAAGGGAAUUAUGGACGCGCUGUCUAACAUACUUUUGUCAGUGGGCAUUAAGUUCGAUGAUGAAGUUCAAGCUUUACUACUGUUAUCGUCAUUGCCUGAUACUUGGUCCGGAACUGUUACAGCAGUUACCAGUUCAGCGGGACCUGACGGAUUCACUUUUGAGAAGAUUCGUGACCUCGUUCUUGGCGAAGAUGUCAGAAGAAGGAGUUCUGGUGAGUCUUCGGAAGAAUCACUAAAUAUCGUCAGAGGUAGAGGAAAUAACAGAGGUAGUGGGAGCAAGAACAAACGAAGGAGUCGAUCGAAGACUCGGGAUAGCUCAGGCGUAACAUGCUGGAAGUGCAAGGAGGUGGGACAUUUCAGGAAUCAGUGCCCGAAAGAGGAUAAGCAAGUGAACAUUGUUAGAGGCUCCGCGAGCGACGAGGAUUUGUUUAUCUGUUGUGCGGAGAGCAGUGUAGAUUCCUGGGUCAUGGAUUCUGGUGCUUCAUUUCAUGCUACCCACAGCGGUGAAGCAUUGCAGAAUCUAGUUGUUGGGGACUUUGGAAAGGUACGACUAGCAGACGACAGAGCUCUUGAUGUGACGAGCAUGGGUGACAUAGUGCUGAAGACCCCUGUCGGUUUCUGGACUUUGAAGGAUGUCAGAGUGGUUCCAGCCUUGAAGAAAAGUUUGAUUUCUGUUAGGCAGUUGGACGAACAGGGACACGAGAAGAAAAACGAAGUCCGAUUCACAGAGUCUUGUGGGCAGAAGAAGGUUUUCUAUGCAAGAAAGAAACCCAGAGCCACAGGUCAGACUCAGGAUGAACGAGCGAGGAAAGGUUCAAUGAGGCCAGUCAGAGGUAUCUGUGGCAGUGGGAGCACAGGUUUUGCUUCAGCCAAGGUUCUUAUAAGACAUUGGGUCUGGAGAACCAGUAUUCCAGCUGUUGAAACAUCUCCAGAAAAUUUCUUGCUCAGUAUGGAGAUUGUUUGUUCUCAGGAUGUUCCAGGAUCCGGCAGUGCGUGUGUGCAGUGGGAGCCGGUAGGGACCGAGGAUGAGUCAAAGGCAGUUCAAGCCAUGACUGAUGGGUUGAAACUCAGGAGAGUUUCAACAGAGUCUUCUCGAUGAUCAAGAAGGCUGGUGGCAACUAGAGGUGGUGGAAUUUUGAGUUCCGUUAUCAGAUUACAGAAGUACAUGUGCACAGUUGAAGCGCAGGUGAACAUUGUUCCGUGGCUUCANGCUAACAGGAAAUUGGCAGGAAGCUACCGAGAAGCUUACGGCUUAAUCAUUGUCUCCCUAACUAAUCUCUAUUUAAGAGAUACUAAUGUGCUUGUAAUUGUGUGCAACAAAAAUAAUAAAAUCCUCCUAGUUGCCCCGUGUGGACGUAGGUUGCAGUUGGCGGCCGAACCACGUUAAAUCUUGUGUCAUUUAUUUUUCUGCAGUUGAUUCGUGAUUGUGUGUUGUU